This is a messenger RNA of Pantherophis guttatus, 7554 nucleotides long. Lineage: Eukaryota; Metazoa; Chordata; Lepidosauria; Squamata; Colubridae. The record is from RefSeq and is a predicted model, not a curated record.
GAGAAUCAUCAGCCUGAGGGAAUUCAGCUGGAAGAGUUGCUUAGCAACCAAGAAAGACAGUUAUCACUAGAAAUCAAAGAGGCGGAGCUACCAAGGAGAAGAGGAGGGCUGAACAAAGACUAUUGGCCAGAAAACCCUGACCUGUCAAGAGAAACAAUCCUGGUCAUGCCACUCCUACUACAUAAGAGGAGCCAGGCAUCUCGCAUUUCACAGAUCUGUGGGGACAACUCUCUUUGUAUCUCACCAUCGUGUACCUCAACCCGUUAGCUGCCUCCUUAGUUGUUCAGAUCUUUUGCCAUCAGAGUUCUGUUUCAGAACAGAAUGUUUUGAAGUAUGUCUAUUAGUAACAUCUCUGAUUUCUGUGGGCUAGGACAAAACAGAUUGACACCAGCCUAAAUCCCAGUCACCUAGGGAGAGUAAUUAACUACUGGCCACAUAGCAAUGGAAAUUGUCAUGAAUCAACUUGCCGCCAAAAACUCUCAUUCAUGCAGCAGGUGGUGCUACUUAAAGCACAGCUACAAGCUUUGCAAGUCUAGUCAUUGCAGGCAGCAGGCACAGUGCCAUUCCACACAGACCAGAAAUAUUCAGUAGCAUGCCCAGAAAAGUUUAAUGGGGUACUGACUCAGUUUCAUGCCUUUUGGGCAUAGUAUAACCUAUAUAUGAGUCUAAGAAGUGAAUAUUUUACCUCAGACAGACUUAGUGUUGGAUUUGUCAUCAGUUUAUUAGGAGAUUCUGCUAAAUGGACCACACUGUUGCUAAUGCAGCAGAGCCCCCUGCUGGACAACAUUGCUGAAUUCAGCCUUCAGUUUCAAGCUCUUCAUGCCAAUCCCAAGAACAACUUUGGGCCAGGAUAUACCACAAUCGAGAACUAAGAGAAGGGUGCUGCUAUGCCACGAUAGCUCAGCUGCAUGCAACUUUGGUUUCUUCAAAAUUGUUUGUGAAGAUUUUUGGUAUCCAUGAAUCCAAGAUAAUGUACGAAUCUGAUUGUGAAGGCUUGCGUGUUAUGACGACCCCCAACAAAGGAAACAAAGCCUUGAAGGUGAAGCGGGAGCCAGGGGAGAAUGGGACCAGCUUGACAGAUGAAGAGCUGGUGACCAUGUCUGUACGAGAGUUGAACCAGCAUCUGCGGGGCUUAUCUAAGGAAGAGAUAAUCCAACUCAAGCAACGCCGCCGGACCCUGAAGAACAGAGGCUAUGCUGCCAGCUGCCGGGUCAAGAGGGUAACACAGAAGGAAGAGUUGGAGAAACAGAAGGCAGAACUUCAGCAGGAAGUGGAGAAGCUGGCUUCAGAGAAUGCUAGCAUGAAAAUGGAACUUGAUGCCCUGCGUUCCAAGUACGAGGCACUGCAGAACUUCGCCCGGACCGUUGCCCGGAGCCCUGUCACCCCUGCCCGGGGCCCACUUGCUUCCAGCAUGGGGCCCCUUGUUCCCGGCAAAGUUGCCGCCACCAGCGUUAUCACAAUAGUUAAAUCCAAAACGGACGCCCGGUCUUAGUGAAACGAGCACUGCCUGGGCUUGUCUGUGCAGGGCAGUUAGGCACAAAGCUCAUCCGGAAUCCCCAAAGCACAACCCUCUCCCAGAUGGCCUAGCCCACACAGGCACACGCUGGCCUGCUUGUCACUGCAGUUGCUUUGUUUUUAGCUUGUUCUGGUUGGUGUGACUGAUGGUAACGCAACCUUUCCAUUGUGAACAGAACCGUCCACCUAGUGUGUUCUGAAAACGGAAGCUGAAGGACCUCAGUACUCUUGCCAAAAGAGAUUUUCAGCAGCAUGGAAUCCAUUCUUGGGUAGGAAUAACCCAAAGGGGAGGGAAGAGGUCAUAGAGAGUUGGAAGAUCUACUGUCAGUGAUGACUUCAAUACCGUUCUUCCAGGGUUGAGUCAGCUGUCCAGUCUGCUGCUUGUAAAUUGCUUGGUAUCAGGGGGGUAGUUUGUGUAACCAUUUUUAUAUUACCAUCUAGUUGCACCUUUUAGGUUUGAAGAUGGGAUUCCUUAGGAUUUUUCCUGAAGGAGAGGAAAGUGGGGAAACAGCUAUUUCCUGCAGAGGAAGGAAAGUAGCCAGGAAUGAGCACGGUUGUAUCUACGUACCAGACGAAGUGGGUUACAUUGCAGUGACCACAGGCCGGUUUUGUGCCUAAUGUGUUGCACUGAACAAGACCAAAAUCACUAGUUGUUUUCUGUGUUUGGAGAGUAUCCAGUGUCUCUAGUGUGAUGGUUUACACAACUAGUUUAUGUAGUUUAAAUAGCCCUUUAUUUAAAAGAGAAGCAUUCAUUUAAAGAGUUAUUAAAUGAUCUAAGUUUCAAAUCUACAAUUCGGUGAAGCACUUCUAUUUAACAGUCUCCCUUUAGCCUGAGAAGGUGAGAAUAUAUGAUUGCCAUAUUCUUGGGAGACAGAAAAUGCAAAUUUUAAAAGUUUCUCGUUAAGUCUUUGUGGCUCUGAGGUUGGUUUUUAUAAAGAGUUAUUAGACUUUUAUUUAUAAAUAACAUAGGAAAAAAAAACAAAAAAAGAGGCUAGUCCUGUUUGAUAUCUUUUUGCAAUUGUACCAAAAGUGACUUAUUCUUGAAUUCCCCAUCUGCUUCUUUUGUAUUCCUGUUGUAUUUAGUUGUCUGUGCUCUGAGGUCUUUUGUGGCGCUGUGACGUGAUGGUGCCAGUGGCCACUUUGCUAUGUGGGUGUCCUGUGAGCAUUCGUUCGGCUUUCCCAGGGCUGAGUGCAGGUUUUCUGGGGCAUUUGCCAGUAGACCUUCUAAAGGUUUUGUCUCAUGAGAAAAAUUAUCUGAAUCUGAAGCCUGAAAAGAAUGAGUUCUUUUAAGAGGUUAACUAAACUGCUUAAUGAUAGCUGGCAGACAGUGUUGCAUUAUAUCAUGUCACUUGUAUUACAAUUGCCAAAAAAAAAUUUAUUUAUUUUUUUUUUGGCUGGGACUGGGUGUUCCUAAAGGUUGAAUCCAGAGUUGCAAUGGUAAUGGGUUAGAAGGGAUCACUCCUGUUAAUGUAGGAAUAUGAAACAAUUUACAGCAUAUCAUACAAAGGGUCCACAAAAUAUGUUUUCUAGGGUUGGAUUGUAUGUAGCAUUUGCAAAGAUCCACUAUUGUGGCAGGAUUCUUUUUCUGGUAAUACCACAGAGAUUUUGUUACCUCUUACCUGUUUCCUUCUAUGUUUAGCAUGUUGAACAUUACAUAGGGAUCUAAGCCAGAAACUCAACAAGGUCUAAAGAGUAUGUCAACAUGACCCGGGGAAGUUCAAAUUCAUUGUUUUACCUUCUGGAUACAUAGUUUAUGAGGAAACCUAAUCUAGUUUCUCUGAAAGAGCUACUCAUUACAGACAAAGAAAGUUGCUUUACCUUCUCUGUUGCUUGCCUUGUAAUUGGCUACAGGGAGGGAGUGAUGGGUGUGUUACCAAGAGGAACAUGUGAAUUUGUAUCUAGGUGGGCACUUGACCUUUUGCUCAGAAAAUUGGCCAUCAGAAUGAGCACAAUUAUUGACAGCUGGUAAGCAUUGAGUACUGGCCUAUUCAGAACACUUGAGAUCACCAUAUUUGGCCAUUUUCUAGUUAACAGAUACUAGAAUCUGUUUUAAUGACAUAGCUAGUGAAUUCUGGAAAUUUCCACAGCUGAGACUGGGCUCAAAAACCUCUUGCAGCUUUUCAAAAACUUCCAACUCUUAAGUCUCAGUGGUUAGAAAGAAAAAGUAGCUUUAAUAACUUUUAAAGCAGAGUUAAUAAAUUCAAAUAAGCUCUAAGGCAAGUUCAUAUCCAGAAAGAACUAGUCACAAAAAUCAGCUGAGAAUCCAUUCCUUGAAAAUGAUAUUCCUGAUAUCUAUUAACUGGCAAAGUUUUGCUGCCUAGAGUAUGCUGGAGGGAAAAAAGGCUUUUAAUGAGGACUUGCCUUCAAAAUAUCUUCAUAUCUGCUGGAACUCCCUUUUUUCUCACUGUAAGACCACUAUCCUCUGCAGACUAUUCUCCUGAAAUGGAGGGAAGGGCACUAGUUCCUUACAAUAUCUCAGCUGCCCUUUUGACACAGUAGAUUGGAGGUGUUUUUAAUUGUUUUUUGUGCUAUUCUUGGCAUAUUUAAAUUACAGAUGUGCAAAAUACGACUGAGGGAUACAUAGGCACUAAGAACAGCAAAUGUCAGAGAAAGAGAAAAAUAAGGUGCUUUAAUGUGAACAUGCACUUCCCCUGGCUCCAGAAUCUACCCAAAAAUCACCAUUGCCACAUUAGUUGCUACUUUUUAUUUUAGAUUUAAAAGGAAUGGAUCACAGGUUGCUGCAUACAAUAGCAGUUAUUACUAAGCCUUGCCUUACUAAGGCAUGUAGGUUUCUGAUCUUAAAAACUACCUGUGUUAAAUAAAUUGCUCUGAGCAAUGUUGAUGUUAGUAAAAUCUGAUAAUUCCCCCUGGGGUAUCACUGCUAAUUUGAAAGACUUAGAAACCAAUGCAGAUCUGUGCGGAAUUACUAGAGCCAGAAAUUUCUUACGUUUAAUUGUUCCAUAUCACACUACCUCCUUGCAUCUUUCUUUCCAUCCUUAAGCUGUCGAUAAUUUCUUCCCUUCAUUGCCUUCCAUUUUCUAGUCCUUGCCAAAGAAGUCCAAAUUCUGUGAAAACCAAACAAUUGUAACUGAAAUAAGCAAUAUUUAUGCUUUUAUGUCAAACAUGCAAAUAAAAAUGUAUAAUUGGGAUUUUCUCACCAUCAAAUUUAUAAACAAGAGGUCAGUUCUGGAUUGAACUUUUAGGUCUCCUGGUCAUAGCUUCCUUUGAGAGUUGCAUGAAAUGCAUUUAUGUCACCUGGAUGGAUGGAUGAGGAAACAACUCUUAUAUCUGAGCUUUAAUUCAAGAAUUUGUCCCUCCAUUGUUUGGCAUGCUUCUCUGUGCCAUAUUUGCACGUUGCCCCAAGGAAAGCAAGACAAAGACAUUGGUGAUAGUUCCAUACUGUCAAAAUAGAGUUCUGUGUUGGGCUGCAUUUCUGAAAUAGGAAUUUUUCAGCCAGAUGAAUAGUUUUGGAUCUCUUCAGUUCCAUGUCCGUAUAUCAUCUUAGACAUUUCUUGAUUGGCAAUCCUUAGAAUUGGCUAAAUCUUUUUUUUUUUUUUUUUAUGCUUCUUCUUCCGGGGUUGCUUGUUUUACAAUCAAGAUCCUAGAUGCCGUGAGAAGCCUCUGAUAAAGAAAGCCCGUCCUCUGGGAUUUUAUAAGAGUGGCUAGGUUGGUUUUUGUAGCAAAAUUAAUAGUGUCCUGGCACUUUAAAAACUAUUACAUCAUCUUUUGUGGAUUAGAAUUUACUUCCAUCAGAUCCAUGCGAUGAUAUCAAAUUGGCUCUGAUAUAUGUGUAUAAAUACAACUAUCCAGACACAUUUUAGAUAUAAAAAAGUACAGACUAAUAAUUUUAUUAAAUCUUAUACACACACAUACAUUAAUACUAUAGUUUCCAUUUUCUGCAAAGUUGGUAACAAACAUUACAAGGUAUCGAUAUUAUCUGCAUUAGUCUGUGGUCACUAAAAAUGUUAAAAUAUAUUUGAAGUGCAAUCUAUAUUUCUUGCAAUUAGAUUUUGACUAUUCUUCCUACAGUAACAGUUUUCUCCAUAAACACCCUGUAUGCAGUAUUAAUUGGCCAAUUUGGGGUAAUACUUCAUCUACUGAAGUUGACUUGUCCACAUAAAUCUAUGCCAUAAUAUAUUUGCUUGUCUUUAAGGUGCCACAAGACUCAGUCUCUUCCUCUAAAGAUGCGCCUUUUGCCCUUUUCCAGGCUAGAUAAGUGAGAUGGUAUCUUCAUCUGAGUGGGUUGCAAGACAUUCUUAUAAGCAAAUGGAUAUUUAUUGAGCAAGUCUGGCUCCAGAAUUCAGUGGUAAAUCUUCCAGCCGGAGGUGGGGGAGAAGACAAGGGAACCCUCCAUACCUCCCAGCUUCCUUUACUCUCAGUCUGUCUCCUAGUGUUCAUGGGUUUUGUUUUUGUCUGUCCUAGAUUCCCCUCUCAAGCCCUUGCCCCUCAAUUUGUUUUCUGGUAUAUAGCAUCCAGAGUGUGAUGGUUCUUGUUUUAUAGGUGACUGUUUGGUUUUCCUGCUGUGAAGGGUGUUUUUGUUUUGUUUUGUUGUUUUGUUUUGAAUGGGGCAUUUUGCUUGAUGCAACAGGUUAGGGAGCGUUGCUUUCUACCUGGAUGCAGAAAAGCUCCGUGAAGUAGCAUUCUGCCCUCAUGUGGCUGGCUUUGGGUGGGUGGGAAAGGUAGGGUUGUUUUAUGUCGUGGUGAAUUAUGUAAAAGUGAUAUUUUGGAUAAUGAAACAACUUUUUCUUUCCAGAAAAACGCAAGAAAAACCUGCAGGCUAAGAACUGAGGAAUGUGAUGGUUAGCAAUGGGUAGAGGCUACUCAGAUGUUAGGUCCUUGAGGAACAUGUUCCUGGGUGAAACAGAUGCAGGAGCAGGAGGGAAUGUACUACUGUGCAUAGAAGACAUUAAACAUUUGUUGUUCCUUGUGUCCUUGAUCAAGUUUUUGCAUCUGCUGUACACUGGCACAUCCCAGUGAAGUAGGAUAGCAUUUCACUAUAAUCUAGCAGUAAGCAGAGCUGGCAUAUCUAUAUAUUACUUUCACUUGGACUAGUAGUGUGUUCCAGUGGUACCCCUUGUCUUCUGUGCCAGUGAAGAUAGAAGCACUUUCUGACAACUUGCCUUUCACCUCUUUCUGAUAUCUCAAACUGUAUUUUGUUAGUAAAAUAAUUAAUUAACGUGCAGGAAUCUUCCUUUCUGGUUUAAUAGCACUGCUGCCGUUUCCUGUAAUAUAACAGUGAAUAGCUGUGACUGCUCAUACAGAGGAUUGCUCCUCCCUAUGCAGAAAGGAUCACGUGGUGGUCUAGCUGUGAGCUUCAGGCAAGUAGUUCUUCCAAGUACUGAGGACUUAUUCCCCUUCCAGAUGUGAUAUACAGUAUAUGUGAGCUCUAGCUGCUUGCAGCUGACACUUGCCUGAAUGAGAGGCACUGCACAGUUGAGUGAGUAGUCUCCUGAUUCCCAGUAAAGAUACGUCACUAUUUGGCUAUGCAAAGGUGUUUGGGAUUCCCGUACAGUUUCAAGUGCUACUUGUCCUUGUCCUCACCUGCGGUUUGCUCUGAAUUUAUUACAUCCUUUGUCAAACUGGAAUAUUAUGGAGAAACUAAAUUAUAUUUGGUGUACUUAAUAAACUGAACUGAUGGACUGCUCCUCCCUACUCUCCAAAUGUUGAAGAUAGUCCUUAAAAAUAUUAAUUGAAAUGACUUCACUACUGCUUUAAAAUAUUUGUUUAAAAGGUCAGGAAGGAACAUUUUGAUAAUAAGAAAUUCAGUCUCCAAAGCUGAUACAACUGGAGAUGAAUUCUAUAUGUUAGGGGUGUAAAAGCAUACUGUCAUGUCCUGGGUCUCUCCUGUACAACAGUCGAGCCCAAGUAAUUAAUCAGUAUUUAUUGCUAAAUUAUUGUCCUUUUUCAAUCUGUAGAUAACUGUUGGGGAUUUGUUGCCACAGCCCCAGUGGAGGUGUUGUUAAUUUAUUUAUGUAUAUAGUGUAUGUUGAUAUGAAGCAUUCUUUAUUUUGUAUAUGACCAAUAAACAUCUUUAAAGAG